AUGCUUCCCGUGAUGGCGGCGAGCAAGGUGAAAAGCUGGUACAACAAGUUCCACAGCAUAGCGACGGCUUGCUUUGACACUGCCUGCUUCAAGGGCUUCAAGAGCGAGGACUUCGUCGUUGUCGAGCUCCCUGCAGACCGCGAUUGCCAGGUGGAAGCGCCUCCACCGCCCCCUCAGCCCAAAAGAAGGCGCGAUCGCGGAGAAUGGGCUCAGUACAGCCCGGAAGACGAUGACUACGACAUGACAGCCGCCACGCGCCCACCCCAAAGUGGUGAGGAACACGUCGCUGACUUGCAGGCGGUGAACCAGAUCCUGCACCUGGCAGGACGCGUCACCGCGGGUGGAGAGAUCCACGUUAUCCAGCACUAUGCGAAGGUCAUCCAAGACAUGGAGGCCAACCUCUCCAGCGCUGGGCGAGCAUUGCUGCGCCAGCAGACACGUGGCGAUGCCAACCAUGUUCGCAAACCGUCAUUGGCAACUGCAUCCACCUGCACAGACGAGGAUUGGGAGAGCGUCGAGACCGUCGUCGAGGUGGAGGAUGAGGGCUGGGCUGUUGCCCAGCCUUUCCGGGUGGGUACCUGGAUGACCCCAAUGUUGUUGGUGUCAGAUCAGGCGCAGGCGCACGAAGUGCUGCCGGCUAUGGCCUAUGCUGACAAUAUCCGUCUGGCCGUGCUUUCGGUUGCUGGCGUUCAGGGGGCCGUGGGUAGCCUCGCGUGUGUGGGCGGCAUUCUCUGCGUCAUUGAACAUGCCGAACAAGGAAACUAUGGGUUCGCAUCAGCUUACCCCUGGCCCAACCACAUUGCCAUGAAGGGAUCCUUCAGGCGCCGCUUCGCCGAGCUGAUCGCGCAGGAGGAGAGAGAAAAAAGGUCCAACCCGCUGGUUCGCGCAACCUUCUGGGCAUACUGGCCACAACUGCUCCUCCUGGAGCUCAUGAAGAUCAGCCAGUACCUCCUGGGUGCCGCGUCUUAA
Symbiodinium natans is the source of this 969-nucleotide messenger RNA. NCBI's taxonomy places the organism in Eukaryota, Dinophyceae, Suessiales, Symbiodiniaceae. The record is from the annotation of a GenBank genome assembly.